This is a messenger RNA of Bemisia tabaci, 2444 nucleotides long. NCBI's taxonomy places the organism in Eukaryota, Metazoa, Arthropoda, Insecta, Hemiptera, Aleyrodidae. The record is from RefSeq and is a predicted model, not a curated record.
AUAAGCAAAAAAUGCAGCCAUCAAUACUCAAUGACGUGCCUGAAGUUGGAUGUAGUGAAGCUUGUAGAGCACCUGGGCUCAGCGGAAAGCUACCAGAUUCUGCCGGGAGUUUCAAUAGUGUACUCAAAGUCAAAACGCAACGAUACCAGUCUGAUUCCGGCCGAUUUGGCCGUGUCCCUUGUUCGGGACGCCAACUCAACUGAGAAACUAGACAGGUUUCUUUUUCAGAAGGUUGACAACUUCCUCAGUUCUUUGUCGCUCAACGUCAAACUUCUCGACUCAAGGGUGAUCGGAAGCGUUCGGAAGUUCAGUGUGAGCGCUUUCUCCAGUUUCUUCCCAAGCUUUUGGCCUGAAGAAGGUCGGAAGAAAAAAGACUCGUACCACGCGGCGGCCAUGUGGUCGGCAGGGACGUUAGCAGCCGUCGGGUUCUCAGCCCUGGCAGCCAUGUCCGGCAAGGCCCUCAUGACGUCCAUGAUCGCCCUCCUCUUGGCGGCUAUGUCAGCGUUCAAGCACCACGGAGGCGGCAAGACUUCCCACUACGAGAUCAUCACCAAGCCGGCCCACUAUCACGACCAUGACCACCUCCACUCGGCCAGCUACACCGGCGCCCCCUACAGCUACGCCCGGCAUCUCGUCAUCGCCCCUGCCGAAGACGAUCGCAACGGGCCCCCGGACGAGUACAAAAUCCCCUUCAGGCCCUACCCCUUGUCCCCCACCUACAUCCCGGCGCAUGAUAAAUGACGCCGGGCUGAUUGGGCCCCUCAGAUAGGCCCCCCGGAUGAGUACAAAAUUCCCUUCAGGCCCCGCCCCUUGCCUCUCACAUACAUCCCUGCUCAUGAAAAAUGACCUAACGUCAAGAUAAUAUAAGAAGUAGACGACAUUGUUUGUCUUGCAACAAGAUACAUUUCUGGGCCAAAUUUUUUUGAAAAGCAUCAAAAACUGGGGGAAGCGUACAUCAACUCAGUGUUACCUGAUAUACCGGGAUGGGCAAAAGAAACGCGCGACACGCCAUUCGACGAUGUGCCACAAAUAGGGGGUCUCCAUUUGAAAACUUUAAUAUCUUGAGGGGGUGCUCAGCGAUCGGGGGGUCGUAACCCCCCAAAAAGUUGUCCCCCUCGAUGAUUAGGACAGCAGCCCAAACCAGAACAUUUUAACUCAAUAAUUGAAAGAGUUAUGGUGUAUCGAGCGUUUGUUUUGCCCACCCCGGUAUACGAGGGGCCCAAAGCGUUAGAGGUGUAUUUGUCACAAGGGAAGACAAAAGUCAAAUUGCGAAAAAGAACAUUACGUUAUAAUACGUCCUUUGGAGUAUAAUUUUAAGAGGAAGGAAUGAUCAUUCCCCAAAUUGUGCGUCGAUAUGCUUGUCACUCCUUUUCUUCAGACUUAUUAACUCUUAUUUGAGCUAUGCUGUUGUGUGCAGAGGUCAUUGUUUGGAAUCCAAAAUUUCCUCUCAAAAAUUACAAAUCCUCACAUCCUAGCUCGGAAAGGAUUAAUGUUCAAUUAUCAAUGGUAUCUAGAUACGGCCAUCAUACAUUUUCCUCAAACCACUAGGCUAAGUGGAACAAAUCCAGAAGGUUUAGAUUACGGAAGUGACUGAAAAAUAAGUUAGUCGAGUGGGUCGCGGUUGAAUAGCAUUUUAAUGGUUAAGUUUCACAGUGAAGGAAAAAGUAACACGUUUUGCCCAAACGUCAAGUCACCAUGUCCAAUAAAAAUAGAGAUACUGGCACUGAGGAACACAGUGAGUUAUGUCAUUCAAAAAUUGCUUAAGUCAUUUAUGCCAAAGUCUCCUCAACCAUAGUAUCAUCGGGUGCAGAUUAAUUUAAUAAUCAUUGGCUACUCUACAUCUACACGCACUAUUGAUAAGCCCAGGGUAGAAAAUACCAUGAUUAUACUGUUUCAGAUUAAACGUAGACGAUUGAGAUUUAGACGAAUCUUUUCAUUAUUUUACGGCUCUUUAAAAUUCUACAUUCAACAAUCAAAAUAGGAUUCCAAGACCUAUAGACAUGGCUUAUGGAGAAGCAAUAACUCUGUCCAAAAAAUUCACUUUGAGUGGCUAUACGAGACUCAAUUAAGAUGAUUGAAUGAACCCAUCUCCCUUCAGUCAAAAAGUUUCCUAUUGUUUGGGAACCCAGGGAGUUCAUCACCUCGUAUUAAGAGAAAUCACUUUUACGUGCGGCAUAGCUUCAUAAGUCCAAGGUUGGUUUUACCGAAACCAAAAUGCAAAUUUCAUCGUCCACAUUUAUAACGUUCGAAAAAUGAAAACUUUCUGCAUUAUCGCAAACAGCUUUGAACUUAGGGAAAAAAUUCCACAAAAAGGCUGUGUUAUCACAAGGUUCCGCAUUAUAACCUGUCUAUAAAAUGACUAGGUUUCCGGAAACGGAGCAAAAGGACUCUCUUGGCAAAAUUCCUCCUUGGCUCAUUAAGCAUUUUAUUUUUGACCCUCUUUC